AUGCAAGCAAAAGGUUUUCAUUCAACGCUCUCAACUAAUAUUCCUCUUCAUGCACGGCAUAAAUAUGCAGUGUGCAACUUGUUCGUCCUCCACGAACUUCCAGCCGAUAUUAUCGUUGACUCAUUUGAGCUCAACGGCCAUGGACUCUGCUUCCAGUUUGUGGGGAAUACGAAUCUGGAGCUACCCACGUCCGGGGUAGCGAAUGAAUCAGGUUGGCUGCUGGUCGCUGUUAAGCCGGAGACAGACUUGGUCGUAGUGGACGUGCCUCUCCAUGUUAGGUACGGUGUGCCGCACGAGGGUCAUAACCCUCGUCACAUCAUCCAGCUACCCUCCCCCAAUUUGUUUCUGGGCUUGUCCUUCCUCAUGUGCGCUUCAAGCUCUCUCCUGUCGCUUGUAUCUUAA
Suillus subalutaceus is the source of this 402-nucleotide messenger RNA. RefSeq lists its product as uncharacterized. Gene Ontology annotation, cellular component: endoplasmic reticulum membrane. Gene Ontology annotation, biological process: GPI anchor biosynthetic process. The transcript has a single exon. The coding region runs from base 1 to 402 and encodes 133 amino acids. Lineage: Eukaryota; Fungi; Basidiomycota; Agaricomycetes; Boletales; Suillaceae. The record is from RefSeq and is a predicted model, not a curated record.